Molecule: messenger RNA, 528 nt
Organism: Protopolystoma xenopodis
Lineage: Eukaryota; Metazoa; Platyhelminthes; Monogenea; Polystomatidea; Polystomatidae
Source: the annotation of a GenBank genome assembly
AUGUCGCCUAAGAGCGUGUGGCUACAACUACAGAUACGUGAACACCCCAUAACAGGACCAUAUGUCGAUGGCUUAUCGCGCCUGGGCGUUCAGGCGUCUGCCGAUAUCACUGGUUGGUUGCGAGUUGGUGCCCGCAAGCGUUCUGUGGCUGCCACAAAAGUCAACCAUUGCAGCAGCCGAUCGCAUACUGUCCUUACCAUCUCUAUUACUCGGCGCGAUCUUGUACGUCUUAGAAACAUGUACACUUCUUGGAGAGAUUUGGCGUUGCCCUCACGGAUCGUCUCCUUCACUAAACCAGUGAUAUCUGAGCAAACUGUGGGCGCCUGCAGCAUCUCAAAUGGAUUUCUAGUACAUUUUGUCCGUAGUGCCGAAUUUACCAAAUGUGGCGGCGGCGAAAUGAUCGAGAAUGUUUUGUUUAGUCAGCUUAGCAUCGUUGAUCUUGCCGGUAGUGAGCGCCAAUCCGUAGUUAAUCACUCAAACACACGACUCCAGGUGGGUUUAAGACAGAUUGACUACUCUUCAUCUUAA